Messenger RNA from Dicrocoelium dendriticum, 309 nucleotides. NCBI's taxonomy places the organism in Eukaryota, Metazoa, Platyhelminthes, Trematoda, Plagiorchiida, Dicrocoeliidae. The record is from the annotation of a GenBank genome assembly.
AUGUUGCGUAGGGGGGGGGUCACCGGGGGGAGGGUGGGGGGGGGGCGAUCGGGCGCGGGGACCCAGGUAAAUGGGGGGGGGGGGGGUGGGGGGGGUGUAGAUGGGGAUGGGGGGUACGUGGUAAAAUCGAAGGCGGGGGGGUGGAGGAUAGGGGGUGGGAAUAGGGGGGGUGGGGGGGAAGCCGUGGGCAGAGUCCGGUGGCGGGAGGGGAGGGUGGUGGGUGGGGGAGGGGGUGGUAGGGGGGAGGGAGACGGGGGGGGGGGGGGGGGGUGGGGGGAGGGAGACGGGGGCGGGGGGGUGGGGAGGUAG